CUGAGAACCCAAAAGCUAGCCAGCCUAACACCACAAGUACCAAAACAAGUCCUUAUAACACAAAAGCACAUGCUUCCUUCCCCCAACUCUCUCACUCCCAAAUGGAAGACUCACCACCUAGCUAGCUGCACAUCAAUAUAAAUAGCACCCCACUUUCACAUCUCUCUCUCUCUCGCCACAGUGAUAAACAUGAAGCUCAGCCAUUCUUCCAUCACUCAUCUAUCCUUAGUGCUCAUCAUAGUUCUGCCUUCCUUGAUCUCAUGCCAAACAUGCCAGAAAGCCUGUGGCAAUCAAUCAAUCAAAUAUCCAUUUGGCACUGGACCGGGAUGUGGCGAUCCACGUUUCCAAUCUUACAUAACUUGCAGCCAGCAACAACUUACGUUUACCACACACACUGGCUGCUACCCCAUCACCUCCAUAGACUACCACACACAAGUCAUAUACAUCACUGAUCCCUCCAUGUCAACCUGCUAUUGCACACAGCCAAGCAAAGGCUUUGGCCUCGAUUGGAACGCUCCCUUUAGUUUCCAUGACAAUACUGUGUUUGCUCUACUCGACUGCUCAACUAGUUCUUCACCAAUAUACAAAUCUGGCGGUGGAACCAACUCCACCUUCCCUUUGUGUGAUGCUCAGGGAGCACCCAUUUGCAGCCUUCUCUACUCUUGCCAAGCAAUUAGCAGACUCAACAUUCCAAUCUCUACGUGUUGUGUUUACACACCUGUAGACCUUGGUCCUUCGUUCAAAAUGGAUUUGCAGAAGUUGCAGUGCACUUCAUAUUCGGGCAUAUACAGCUUCGAUGGGCAGGAAUAUAAUCCAGAGAGUUGGCAAUAUGGAGUGGCUAUCAAGUAUAAGUUCAAUUUUGACAAUGAUUAUCCCACAACUUGUGCUAAUUGUGAGAGGAGUAAUGGAGUUUGUGGGUAUAAUGGACAGUACAAUUCAUUUGCCUGCAACUGUCCUAGUGGAUUAAACACAACAACAGAUUGUUUCUACGGGGCGUCUUGGAACAAUGGUUUCCGGCAACUCCCAUGGCAGAUAGGGACUUCUUUGAUCUGUUCUUUGGCAUGGCUUCUCAUAUUGGUCUUGGUGUAGAGUGCAAAGACCAAUAGGCCCAAUAAGAGCAGGGUAACCAUUUACAAUGCUAGAGUCUGACUUUUUUCUUGCUGGCAUUCCAGUGUGAGGGGAGUUCAUUUUUCCCUUGGGUUGCUGUAACUUGUGAAUAUUUUGGAUUUCAAAUAAUGCUGAAAAUCCACAUUGUAAAUGUUGAGUUUCC
Ilex paraguariensis (yerba mate) is the source of this 1270-nucleotide messenger RNA. NCBI's taxonomy places the organism in Eukaryota, Viridiplantae, Streptophyta, Magnoliopsida, Aquifoliales, Aquifoliaceae. The record is from the annotation of a GenBank genome assembly.